GGCGCAGUCAACAUGGCGGCUAGCCGGAGGGGGAGGAUUAACCGGCACUGAAAAUGACAGCAAUUGAGCACAGAAGUUGUCUUUGUUAAAGCCAGAAACAUGGAAGAGAAAGGUAAGAGGUGUUGAGCUUUCAGUUAGUCAAUUUUUUUAGUUUAGAUGACGUAUACUCCUUGGGGUCGUCAAGGAAAAACCGAAAGUAUUGCAACAAUGAACCAAAAGUUUUUUUUUUAUGUGCAUUAAAGCUUUUGUUGUUCUACUGGUUAAUAUUAUACAGACUGGAUGAGGAGGUAAAUUUUAGUGAAAUAAUUAAUAUCGCCCAGAUAAUAUUUUGAUAGUUUAUCCGUGACUCUCACCUAGUAUGAUGUGACAGAUAGCAGAAUUAAAGUUAUGGUGAAGAACAUUUUUUCUUUGAGGGAGACCAAGUUAUUAUGUGUUUUUAGACCCAAGAACACCCUGGUAAAGGCUUAAGGAAAGUGUCAGUUUUUUCAUUUAUCCAUUUAUUGAAUCAUUCAUGUACUUAGUCUUUCAUCUCAUUUCAUUUAUCCUGAACCUCUUUACUAUCUAACAUUUUAUACCUGUUUAAUAUUUAUUUGCUGGUUAAUACUAACUUCAGGCAAACAUGAUUAUGCAAUAGAAAAGAGAACUGUUCUUAUGUAACUAGUGUUUAAAUUUAGGUGGUAUACUACCCUAGCAUCUUAGUUGUGGAGCCUGACAAAAAAAAAAGAGACUUGGCUACAAAAUCAGCAUAAAUUGGUUGACUCAAUGAGAAAAUUUAAUAUAACUAGGUCAAACCUUGUGAACUGGUCAUCCUAAGAAUGCCCUUUUACCUAUUUAUAUAUGGGGUGUAGAAAGAGCAUGGUUAUUUUACUUUGGAACCAAGUAGUGAAAAUUGUCAUUGAGCUCUGUGGGUAGUAGUGAAGAUUUAAAGUGGUAUUCAGUUUUCAAUGCAUGUAGUAAGUCUGUCUUUACUAGAAAAGGGAAUUACAUCAUUUCAGGCUUGACAAUAUUAAAAAGAAAGUUAAAGGAAUGGUGUAACAGUAAAAAGUGGUAAUUUCUUAUCUGUGAAUUUUUUUACCCAGAUACAGAGCAUGGAUCUCAUGCAUUGGAAUAUGCUUUUGAUCUUCUGGAAGUUGGGUGUACAGGCACAAUUGAAAUCAUACCAGAAUCAUUCAAUAAGUCAUCAAAAAAGGAAUUAAAACCACUAACAACAGUAAGAUAAUAAAAAUAUUCUGCCUUUUUUUUUCUCUGUUGUUAUUCAAGCAACUUUAAUGUCCUGUCUAGCCUAUUCAUGUGGGAUGUGUUCACCAUGUAAAGUAAGGAGAGUGAUGUCAAAUGAAUUUUUUCUCAAAAUUUUUAGAAUUAGUCAAGCAAAAUUUUGUGAAAUUUAUCAAGUUUUUCCUCUGCACAGCUUCCAUGUGGUUUACCACCUUUGUUUGCACCAGAUCUAAAGACUGAUUUAGAAAAGUAUCUUCUGGAUCCUACAGUGCUGCCCAUCCAUGACUUUCAAAGAACACAGAGGUAAUAAAAGGAAGUUUGCAUAAAGAAGUCAGGGGAAGAAGAACAGCCUGGAAACCGUGUUAUUUUGUUUUAAUCUCAGCCAUUGAUCCUUUUAGCUUCCUUGAGUGAACAAGACAGAUUUUCUCCUUAGAAUAUUAAUACAAAAUCAUGGAGAAAAAUGAUAUGAAAUUCAAUAGAGAAAAUAGACAUUAGGGGUUUAUUAGCCUACCCAAUACCAAAUCCACUAAACUAACAUUAUAAGAAUUGUAUGGUGCAUGGUAAGGGGGAGUAACCAGUGAGAUCUUGGGAGUGUAAGCAUGAAAGGGUUGAGAUAUAUUUUUUCUUGUCAAAUUUUAGAUUUUGGCCACGUGAACGAGACCCAGAAAGUCUGUUGUUUUCAGAUGUGUGUCCUGUUCCAUCAACAUUAAAAGUAGAGAGAAAUCCAACAACAGGAGAACUUCUAGGCUAUAACGAGGUAAAGAAUCAUACCUAUUUUUCUCUUCCCAGCUUUCUCCAGUUAGACACCCAGUCUUUCUGUGUUUUGCUAUGUUAAAUUGUAACUUCAAUUAGUAAUUAAUUUGACUACUGGAGAAUAUGCUGGACUUUGGUUGAAACAUACAAGCAUACAACAGAUAAUUUUACACAUCCACAAGAUAAUUUGACUAUAAAUUAUACUUGUCAUUAGUGAAUAGAUAUUUGAUACUUGUAAUUCUUUUUACUUCCAGGUUAUGUUGACAGAUACAGGAUGUACAUCAAAAAAUUCCAUGUCACUUUUAAGACAACCUGGGCCCCUAUCAGCAUCGGUGAAGGGAGAGUCUACAAAUUACCCGUUUUUACCAGGUAACAUGAAGUUAGCUUCCAGCAAUGUGUUUAUCUGUAGCUAACAGUUAAAUAGACAAAAAGAGAGAUAAAUGUAGUUUCAUUAUACUGGUUAUCUAUGGCUGCAACUUUCACAAAUGAAUACUAGUAAAUGCCAAGCUCAUGCAACACAUUCCAUUCCAUUCAUUGCAAGUUCUUCUUUUCCUUCUAGAGCUGUAAUUUCCGGAUUGUCAAAAGAAUGACAGAAAAUCAUCAUAAACAUUUAGGAGAGCAAAAUUACAUCAGUCACUGUGUAUAAAAAAUGUAAUUCUAUCAAGUUUAAGUGAUAAAAACUGUUUUUUAACUCUGGCUAUUUUUUUUUUGUGAACCUUGUAAUGUUGCCUCUUCUGAUCUGGAUAAUCUUUUUUCCAUUUAAUUUUGAAGGUGGUAUGGAGACCUUGGAAACUACAAAACCAGGUCUGGUAUUUGAUGGUGAGCUGAACUUUGAGAAAGGUACAUGAUACAAUCAACCCUGUCUUUGUUUUUACAUCACCAGUGAUGUGCUUGACAGUAUGUACUGUAAUUUGCAUUUGUAGCGAAGGCUUGAAAACAUCCUUACUGUUGUAUUCAUUCUUUUUUACACCUGUAGAUCUUCUGUCUGUGCCACCAGGCUUUAAAAAAGGUGCUAGAUUCACUGAAGAUAAGGAAGGCCAAGGUCAGAUCACUCACAAAACAACCAUAGUAUCAUAUUGCCUCAUGGACUCUCCAGCAGUGUUUAAUCUCAGGCAAUAAUCUUUAUUUGUGGGAGAACUGGAGGUUGUAACAUUCAGCAUGCUGGAUUCCAGAUUGGGAGGUUCUGGUUUAAGACCUGACCGGGUCAUUGUGUUGUGUUCUUGGGCAAGGCACUUUCCUCUUACACUGCCUCUCUCCAGUGCCUUUUUCCCACCCAAUUGUAUGCUAGCAAUACUCCUAGUCACUUCAUCAGAUAAGCUGCAGCAAUGUGGGCCACUUUCCUUGAGUGCUGAAUUUACAAUUUUAUUUUAAUAUCCCUUGUUCACAGUUAUGUUCAACAGUUAUUUGAUACAUUUUUUUUGUAUAUUUAAUUGUCCUCAGAGAGAGAUUCCAUGGCACCUGUACCUCAAAUUGUGGCUAUGUCUGACAUCAUGGCUGGUACCACACUGGAAGACCUAGAGUACAGUGAUGAUGGUGAUGACCUGGAGACAGAUGAGGAAGACAUAGAUAAGGUGCAAUGUGACUCUGUUAGUGAAAGCACUAAUCAAAUUCAGUUUACUCACUGCUGAAAUCAGAAAACUGUCAACAAAAUAUGAUGGUGUUAUGACAUGGAGGUCAAGGAAUACAUACAAACCAUCAAAGCACCAGCUUAUUACUACCAUUGUUGUUAUCUCACAUCUGAUCAGCUUUUUCCCUAUGGGCACAAUGACACUUCAGAAAGAUUUCUGGUGGUCAUGGUGUCUGAGUGUCCAAGUUAUCACACAACAUAUCUGGUGCUUUCAAAAAUUUUUUUGAAUCAUUUCUUUAAUACAAUUUCCGGUUUUAUUGUAUUACUUGUCUCAAGGACAACUCUUAACAGCUCACGUAUGAGCCGUUGCUCAUACGUUUUGUCCAAAGCCUUGAUUUCCUGUUGUAAGCAAGUUUUCCCAAUCAAGAGUCACUCCUUCUGUAGAAUAAUAUUUCGUCUGUUGUAUCUUCAGAUUGAUAACUCACUUGUAUUUCUUUGAUGUUCCUGUGUUUAGCUUUCUGAUAAAAGUGAAUCUGUGAGUGAUCCAGAGGAUGGCACAGAGGGUGAGAACAGUGAAUGUACUUUUAAAUUCCCUUUUAACUGUCAACACAAAGAUCAAUGGAUUGAUCAUGGGAAAGUAAUAUCUGAGAAGGAAAAGGAGAUUUGAAACUAACCCUAAGCAAUUACUGAAGUGACUUUGGAGCAUGAGCAAACAAGCCUUAAUAUAGAAACAGUAAACAAGAUUCUUAAAAGGAAAUAAUUUUUUUCCUUUUUUUUCCUUUUACAGGAAGUCUCCAAAGACAGGAUAGUCUUGAGAAAGUAUUGGUGGAGGUAAAAAGAGAACAUACUUGUGUCUCCUCUCCCUCCACUCCCUCCCCUGCCUCUUCUGCCUUCCCUGUACUUCAAGGACUGGAUCUACCACUAGAUAUUACAGUGUUUCAUCACGAAGAACGCAAAUGGGGGCUGGAUGCUAUAUAGUUUUAGUUUUCGUCGGUUAACGACAGAGUGUUUUAUUCAAACAAUAAUUGGUCGAGUCAAAUUUAUGUAUAAGAGGUCAAUCUGUGAGUGAAGCCCUGAAUUGUACUUUUAUUUGUAAAAGGACUUACUUCAGUCCAUCUAGUGUCAGGACAGAUGAAAAGUUAGAACUCAUGCUAGGUCUGGGCACAGGAGGAAUAUUCAUAAAGCAAUCAAGUGGCUCUCUCUUUACUUGUUUUAACUGUGUAAAAAUAUGGUCGUUCAUUAGCUUGCCUGCAGCACUCUGACAAAGAGGCUUAAACUAGCAUGUUGUUUAUAGUUUACCUUUGACGCCAAGACAUAAUCUUUUCAUGUUAUCUUAAUUUUUUUAGGGAAGCGAUUCAGAAAAGACACGUACUUCUUCAUCGUCAGUUACAGACAAACCCAUCAAAGAGGAGUGGGCUGUUAUGGUGAACGUCACAGAACCUGUCAAAGGUUUCCAUAAGCGAGUUCCUGAUAUGGCGCAUAAGGUGCACUAUCGGUUUGUUCAAAACACGAUUAACGCUUAUCUUGGAUUAUCUUUUACAUAGGAUUAAUUUUUCGUAAUGUACUUAGUGUUUUUGGUGUUUUUAGAGAUGAAAAGAGGAACAAUCGGAUCCUUACGAAUUGAGAAAACGUAUGGCUAACUAGGAAUUAAAAUCAGGAUCUCGGCUAACAGUCGUAUUACUGACUUUGAAAUGACAUGAAAAUGUAAACGAAAGAUGGAAAAGGAAAGAUCGCGUGUUUCUUUUCGUUUUUGGAGCGUGUCAACCUUUUCAUGUAAGCAGUAAGAACUGAUUUUUUUAAGUAUUUCGGUUUGAAGGAUUUACUUCAGUUCAUUCGAUAUUACAGUAAACAGAAGUUCAUCGUUGGUCUUCGGGGUUUUCAUUAUUAGGGAGGUUAAGCCACAACAUUUUUGGGACGCGGGCGGCAGCCUGAAGUCAAAAUUUCUCAUUCCUUUUGCUCACUACACCUUUUUGGUAAGCACAAUUUCGUUUAAAAUGCCGCUAAAACGAUGACCUCACGGUCGAUACAUGGGUGUCAAAGCGCACCAGAAUUAGGUAAUUUUUUUUCUUCCAGUUGCCGUCUGCGCCUCAAAAAACGUCUCCUCUCUAUAUAGCCCCAACCCAGUUUUCAGUAAUCUAACCGCAUUUUUUUGCGGCGUAGUGGUGUUCGUGCCCGUUGGGUUUUCGUGUAUGUUAGCCAAGAAGAAAACCCUUUACUUUCUUUAAUGUUUACAGUGGAAGUUUGAGCUGGACACGUUUCAAAAGCAGGCCGUGCUUUGUUUAGAAAAUAACGAAAGUGUUUUUGUUGCCGCUCAUACCUCAGCUGGAAAGACAGUGGUGGCAGAGUAUGCCAUUGCUUUGGCUAGUAAACACAUGACAAGGUACUCGUCUGCGUGGCAGAAGUUUCAAUUAAAGCCGGUUCCCAGUCUACCCCCGCCUGUAAGACUUUUUACCGUCGUCUGAUUAGCCUGCAAGCAGGCUCUUUUGCUCGAGUUUCACCUUAAGGAUCCUAUUCGCGCAUAGCCGCCUAUAAAACCAUCGGCAGGCGCUCAUGGAGAAAAGUCAUUGAAACCUUUGUCCUAGUGGUGUUUCUUCUAAGUUUAUCAUUUGCACUUAAAACUUCUGUUUGCCUCUUUUAAUUUUUACUUAUUCUUGAAAAGCUUUAGUGAACAUUCUACUCCUAGUUUUCGCAUUGACUAUUUUACUGUUAGAAUAAAGGAAAUGAAAUUGCUAUGUAAAAUGUAUUUCGGCAAGCAGGAAAACACAAAUGUUACGGCUGUUUUUAUUUUGUGAAAUAUCAGUAAACUAAGGAACUAAGCGAUCAAGUGACUUUUCAGUGAGGGUUUUUCCGUUAUUGUUUAUUUAUUUCCAAGUUGUCAGGUUCUCGUUAAAAAAAACAAAAAAAACAGAGGCCAUAGGUACCUUACGUAAACGUUCAAGCCGAAGGUUUCCCUUGUCUUCUCGCGUAGGACAGUAUACACGUCACCAAUCAAAGCUUUGUCCAAUCAGAAGUUCCGCGAGUUCAAGGACACUUUUGAGGAUGUAGGUCUGCUGACAGGUGAUGUGCAGAUCAGACCUGAGGCGUCCUGUUUGAUUAUGACUACGGAAAUAUUGCGGUGAGUAAACGCAUUUUUUUGUUCUUUUAGAGUGGCUAGGGUUUUCUGGGAAAUGAGGACUGAGUCCUCAUUUCUCAGUUUGGUCUGUGAUUGGUUUUUAAACUCCUACCUUUAAUUAAACAAACCAGGUGCGAAGUUAACGGGGUUUUUCUGCGCACGGGGCUCUACAAUAACCAAGCUUCUGUGAUCUCUUGCCCCUGUGCGACAAUUUUAAUUUUCGUCUGUCUCCAAUUUUCAAUUAAACUGAUCUGGAACACUGGAUUGCACGUAUUUUUGAUGAUUUUGCUCAGCUGAUGGCAAAAACCACCUAGAAAAUCUGAUUAUUUAAUUGACAAAAGUUACUGCAAACUAGCGGAAGAAAGGGCGCCCAAAUGAAGGCACGAUUUUUUUAUGUAGCGUUCCCCAUGUUGGUCGGUAAAACACCGCAUAAAUUGUCGUUUGGCAACAUAAUCAGUGAGAUGUUGCGCUGUCGUUUUAGAACCCUUUGUAAGAUUGUUUAUGUAGUGUUCUCCCAUGUUGGUCGGGGAAACACCUCGUAAAUUAUCGUUUUCGAACCCUUCGCGGGGUUAUAUAAAGACUAAAGCUAAAACUAAAGACGUUUAGUCUCAUUUCUUGCAAAAUAUGAAGUGCUUUGAUUUCUUACGAACAAAAAAUUGUUUGGAAAGAGCCUAACGAGGAACUUUCAACACUAAAUACUACUUCUGAUUUGACAGUUCCAUGUUAUACAAUGGUUCAGACGCCAUCCGAGACGUGGAGUGGGUGAUUUUUGAUGAAGUACAUUACAUAAACGAUGCAGAGGUAAGCGAUCGCCUUAGCUUUUCUAAAACCACACACUAAGUGACUGGCUAAGUGGUCGCGAGGCAGCGAUGUUAAACACGUUCAUCUUUUUACCUCGUUUGUUACAUGUAUGUGGGACAUCAGUCAGUAUCUAUGAUGUGUUUUCAUUUUCCGUUCUUUUGUACAGAGAGGUGUCGUUUGGGAAGAAGUUCUCAUUAUGUUACCAGCGCAAGUCAAGAUCAUUCUGUUAUCUGCAACUGUACCUAACACGCUGGAAUUUGCCGACUGGAUUGGGUGAGUAGUUAAAUCACUCUAUUACUCUGUCUCGGUCAUGAAGUUUGCAAUACUUAGAUGUUUUAUUAUCUGCCUAGCCAAAAUUUGCAUCCUCUAAUGAUCUCUCAGGAUUUACUCGAGAAUUUUCGUUAAUAAUCGCUGGCAGGGCUCUUGAAGAGCCUUCGCAAAUCAUCGCCAUACAGUGGAACUGUGGCGGAAAUAAUCAGUAGAUCAGUUGUUUUUCAAGUCAGCGGCGCCCCAUCAAACUUGCUGAAAUGAGCUCAAAUUUUCCUCUUGUUGCUUCUCUCACUGGCAGACGCACCAAGAAGAAGAAAAUCUACGUGAUAAGCACUCCCAAGCGCCCAGUCCCCUUACAGCAUUUCCUAUACACAGGCAAUAGUAACAAGACAAGCAAUGAACUGUUUAUGAUCGUGGAUGCUGACGGUAAGUUUCUGACGCGCGGUUACGAAGCCGCUGUGGCGGCGAAGAAAGCGAGAGAGGGGAAAGGAAAGGAUGCAUAUGGCUCCAAAACUCACCAAACAACAAACAUUAAGGAGGUGUGCAGCCAAAUACUUGAAAAUAUUUUAAUGAUUCCUUUACAAAAUUCUAUAUUACUUGAAAUGAAACUCGUGCUCGUAUGGAUGACAGAUUUUAAUGCUUUAGGAUAACAACAAAGAGGUGAUAAUAAACUUGAAAUAAGAAAGAGAAUUUCAGUAUAAGAUUGGCGAAUGCUGAGACGAUCAAAAAGGGGACUAAAACGAUGACGUUUGGGAUGUUAGGACGUAUACUUUAACAAGCAUUCAGUAAGGAGAUACUUAACGGCAGAUCCUUCAUUGAAAGUCGGCCUGCCCGCAAUAACUGUAUUAGCUGAUGAAUGAGGGUGGGGUGGGUCGGUGUAUUAUAUCCUCUAAACUUACCAAGAGUCUGCGUGUUCGUAGGAACGUAACAUCUGGUUGUCUCUGGUUGAAAUGCUUCGUAAGAAGGAGAAGCUUCCUGUGGUCGCUUUUACCUUCUCCAGGAAGAGAGUGGAUGACAACGCAGACCAACUCAGUAAUCUUGAUCUCACCACUUCAACCGAGAAGAGUUUGAUCCACGUUUUCAUUCAAAAGGCAAUAGCAAGACUUAAAGGUCCUGACAGACAACUGCCACAAGUAAGAUUUUUGCGCAUUUAUUUUGCAGUUAAAGUUGCGUUUUGCAGUCGGGUCCUCGGGUAGUCAGGUUUUAUUUCCCUCUUGUGGCCUUUCAAUUUUUUUUGCCACGUAAACUAUGGCGAGAUAUUUUGCCUGAGAUAGUUAAAUUUUGUCUGAGAUAGUGGCGUAGUGUAACACCCCUACUGUUUUGUGUUUAACUUAUCUUCAAUAUUCGGUCGCGAGAGCUGUCACAUGUUUAUCUGGGUAUUCUUACGAGUCGUUGUGAGACAAGUUCUAAGAGGGAGUACACUUAGAACCAGAAAUGCUUAUUUUUGUGCCGCUUUCUUCACCGAACGAAAAUCUUUCCGGCCAGAGGGUUUACAUAUUUGCAAAUUAAUUUUUUCACAAUGACAACUCAUGUCAUUGAAGAAGAGUUGCAAGAAAAAUUUGCUUGCUGUAGUUGGGAAUUAUCGCUGAUCUUAUUGCAAGUGCAAGAUUCUCUUUUUGCGGACACAGUCACUCUACAAUUAAAAAAAGUUCCGCCCUUUUCCUGUCAUGUAGGUUUCCAGGAUUCAAGAGCUCCUCAAGCGCGGCCUUGGUGUUCACCACAGCGGAGUACUGCCUAUAGUUAAAGAGGUCUGUGUGGUAAUAUUAUCCUGGGCUAGAUUUAUUCUUGCCACAAUGAUUCUACCCUGAAUAGGUCGAGUAACCUGUCAUCUAUUUUCCAGUUAGGUAACGUGAUUUCAGUUGUUAUUAUAGCCAGAAUUAUCCACUACAACAUCAUUGUCUUGUCUCCUUAAAGUUGUCACGCAACCCUCACAAUCCGCGAACAUUCUUAUUGGGUUGAUAGUGUUGAGCAUAAAACUCCUCAACCCUUUAACUCCCAAGAUCUGAUUGUUAAUUCUCCCCUCUAGCUGUUACAUUUUCUUGUAAAUUAGUUAUAAGAAUAAUGAUUGUAGAUAUAUGAAAAUCGUAUAUAUGCACUGCGGUGAAGAAACGAAUAUAAGAGAUCCUCGCAGCUAUAAACACUACUGAACUAGUAGUUUAAAUAAGACCUGAAAAAGAUUCAGGCCCGUACGGGAUUUAUAAGAAUUUGGUAUUAGAUCAGGAUAAAUCCCACCUGAUAAGUUGUAGUAUUCUUAUAACCUGUUUGCUGGAUAAUGUAAGUAUAUUAUGAGGAGAAGUUUCAUGUCAAUCACUUCAGUGAGUUAAAGGGUUAAUGUCAGUUUUGCUGAUAGAAUUCCUUUAUUACGCAGAUGGUGGAAAUGCUGUUUGGACGAGGCUUGGUAAAGGUGAGUUUUUCAUGGGUGUUGUGUUUUCGCGCCUCAUAUAUUCGUGGUUGGAGAACUCUUACAGUACCUUGUUGCUGUAUUGACUGCGGUGUUGAGGGGCGGGUAGGGGUUGAUAUGGCUAUGAUAUUCAAUAGUGGUGUGUUUGUUCUUGUUGCGAUUUUGACAGCCUGAUGUUGAAUGAAUAUUGGGCAUGUUUUCAGAUCCUCUUCGCCACUGAAACGUUUGCCAUGGGCGUCAACAUGCCAGCUCGUACAGUGGUGUUUGAUACAACCAGAAAGCACGAUGGGACAAGUUUUAGGGAUUUGCUGCCUGGUGAAUAUAUUCAGAUGGCUGGCCGAGCUGGCCGGAGAGGUCUGGACCCUACUGGGACUGUAAUCAUACUCUGCAAAGGGAACGUACCGCUGAUGGCGGACUUACACAAGAUGAUGCUGGUAGGGUGAACUACAUUUCAGUGAACACUAAAAUUUGUCAUUCAGUUGUAUUUAGUGGUAAUCUUCGCGAUCUUCGUCUCCUCUUUCCAUAUUUAUAAUUUGGCUCAUAAUUUGAUAAAUGAUCGUCCAAAAUUCAACGUAGUAGAAAGAGAUGUACAUUUUGAAAUGUUUUGUCUCACGAUGGACGGUCGUUGCCAAUUGAAGAUGGCGACCUUCCGGCUGCUUUACUGCAAGUCUUCGUCAGGUGAUAUGGUCAAAUGAUCAUGUGUUGUUAAUGUAGGGCGAUGAUAAGCUGCUGUUGGUUCAUUUUAGCGCUGUCUCCGGAUGCGUUGGGCCUGUAUUGUAACCCGUCAGUAGCUUUUUUCUAUAUAUUAAUCCGUCAAAUCUAUAAGAGUGACUGAAGACUGACCAUAGAUAGGUUAAACUUCUAGUGACAAUAUAGUCUUUUCUUUCUCUUUUGUUUAACAGGGUAAACCAACUCAGCUCAUUUCUAGGUUUCGUUUGACGUAUUCUAUGAUACUGAAUCUGUUGCGAGUCGAGGAAUUACGUGUAGAGGACAUGUUGAAAAGAAGUUUCGCUGAGUUCCAUAUGCAGAAAGACGCUCAGGAAAGAAAACGCCAAAUGGAGGAAGUGGAGGAAAAACUCCAGCAUAUAAACGAUGUGGAUUGUACGUUUUGUUCUGGAGAUCUUAAGUCUUACUUCAAGGCUUGUCAAGAGCUGUCGCCACUAACUAACACUGUCAAGGUAAUGAUACGAAUGUUAGCCAUACCGGGUCGUUUGUGUGACGAUCAAUCAUUAGGCUUCCAUUUACACAAGCUAGCCAGACGAGUGCAAUGAAAUUUUUUUUUCACUUGAUCUUAUUGUAUUUCAAUUCAUUCAUGUGUAAAAAUGCGUUUCCGUGUUACUUUGAAAUCAAACAUCUCAGUUCCUUGUAAUAGGUUUACCUAGUAUUUUAGUGGCGUCUGAUAGUUACACUGUCCUGUUUGCAAGCAGAUUGUAUAAAUUCAAAGAUGAACGAAGUAAAGCAGCGUGAUUAUUUUCUCCCAUAAGGCAGCAAUACAUUCGUCUCCACAUGGUCAGCGGGCCCUCUCUCCAGGGCGCAUUGUCACGAUAACUACCGCUGAGCACAAGAACGCUUUAGCCGUCAUUUUGCAGGCAGGAAACACCUCUUCCAAAGGCCACUUGACCAUGCAGUCUCAAGUAGUGUCCAGUCCAACGGAAAGAAAAUUUGAAGUGUUAGUAAUAUGUGACCCAAAGGAAAACAAAUCAGGUAAGAAAAUUAGUAGAUAGGUUUUUUAAGUCUUUGAGGUCUUGCAAUCAGCGAAUGGAAUUGUUUGACUCCAGAUCGUUUAAUAGAUAACCAUUCGACGAAGAAGACAGAUUGCGAUUGAAUAGAUGUGCAUUUAUGUGUGAAAUUGACGGGAAGAUUCCUCAGUAUCAUGGAAACAAUUCAACUGGAAGAGUUCAUUUGUAAUUACAACAUUUUGUCGAAGAAUUUGAUUGCCAGGCAUAAUUCCAGGUGAAUUUGUCUUUGUGCAUUUCGUUACAGAGGACAACGAAUUUAAUUCAUCAAAAGAAAGUAAAGUAGACGCAUCAGAUAUGGACAAGGACGUGCAGCCUUUUAUAAAACGAAACUUAUUUUUACCCGAGGGACGAUGUUCUCACCAAAUUUUACAAGUGAAUGGAAAUGCUAUCACUGCUAUUUCUGUUCGUCAAAUGAAAGUUGAUACUACAAAGAUAAUAGACGAUCAUAAAAAGAGAAUGCUGCCAAGAUUUAGGUGAGUCACAAACGCUCUGAUUAUAUUUUAGUUUGUUUUUCUAGUGAAGGUUUUCUGUGACUUUUAAUUGAAUUAGAAUUAACUUUGACAGUUUCUUUAAAGGAAUGACUUACCAGGAAAAACUACCAUUAGUGCAGAGCAAGAACUGCUUAGAUUAUCCGAGGCUAAUCCCGAGGGACUGAGCACCAUGGAUCCUAUUAAAGACUUUAACAUCCGGGACAUUGACAUGGUGACGACAAUAGCGAGAAAACAAAGUCUUGAAGAACAAUUGGCAAACUUCGCAUGCUUGAACUGCCCCAAGUUUACAGAGCAUGUGAGUUUAUUUAUUAGAGGAUAACUUAAACAAACUAUAGGGAAACCCGGUUAUUUUCCAAAUUCAACAAAGGAGUCUUAAUGACUUGCUUGUUCUCUGUUUUACGAAACGUCUGCGUCUUAAUAACUCAGUUUUCGUGGUGUAUAGGGCACUAGGAAGUGCGAAGGUGAAAGAUAAAGAAGUAUUCUGUUUUCCAUUCCAGUUUGAAACAGUCGCCAAACAGAUGAAAUUACGAGAGCACGUGACCUUACUAAGAUAUUUAUUGUCCGAUGAGAGUCUCCAACAUAGAGAGGAACUUCAGCAAAGAGUAGAGGUAAAACUGUUACUUGACAAUCAAAUUCGUGUGUCGUCGUGAAAAUGCUAUUUACCCUCAAAACAAGGUCUAAACUUUUCAUACCAGGUAACUAAUUACAAUCCAUUUUCUUAGCGCCGUUGCUUUUUAUUCUACAGGUUUUACGUAAAUUACGUUACGUGGACGCGAAUAACGCUGUGCAGUUGAAGGGAAGAGUGGCGUGCGAAAUAAGUAACCACGAACUGAUGAUCACAGAACUCGUGUUUGAAAAUGCUUUCACGAAUCUUCAUCCCACGGAGAUUGUGGCUUUGCUGUCUUGCUUUGUAUUCCAGCAGGUAAACGUUGCAUUUAGUUUGGGACCCUUUUUCACAGACUAUAUUUAAACACCCGAGAGCCCGGAAAUGACUUUAAGAAGACUUAUUAACAUUUAAUCUUUAACGCGAUUUUGGUUUUUCUACCAAAGUAGUACUCUUUCUAAUGUUCUCUCUUUCCAGCGUCGAUGCAGCAAGCCAAAUUUAACCAAGACGUUAGAAGAGGUAGGGAAAUAAAAAUACACGUAUAUCUGUGUAGGAGGUGCUGUGUGGCGUGCAGUCUUAUCGUUUACUCUUGAAUAGAAAUAUACUAUGAGCAGUCCCUCUUUUUGGCGAAGUCCGUGGCGCGAGUAGAAAAAAAUAUAUGUAUGCUUAUGUAUGCUCGCCGCGCGGAACUCUUGGAGUGACAAGCAUGAAAAUCCUCACUCCCAGACUUAAGCGGUGCGCUCCCAUCAAAGUUUUUUUACUCGCGCGAAGUACUUCUCCAAACAUUAUGGACUGCUCAUAGUCUAACAUGGAAAGAAUUAUAAGGAAGAGACAAAAACCUCUACUCCUCCGUAACGAGUAUAUUGCGUCCCUUCUCCAUGCACGGUUCGAGGCUGCCUCUAGUACCGUGAUAUGAUGUUUGUUUGCAUUCGCUUUGGUAACAAAUUGAUUUUCUAAAUACAAUUUCUAAGGUUUUUGCGCUUUGUGGAGCCCUGAUUGUUUCUAGAUAAACAAAUCUGGAAAAUUCGAUGAAUCGUUUGUCUCUUCUCAUCAGGAAUUCGGUUUUCAUAUUUUCAGGGCAAGCAGUUCAUAUUACAAAUGGCAGAACGAAUCGCUAACCUGCAGUCUGAAUUUGGUCUGCCUACGUCUGUUGAAGAAUUUAAAGAGCAGUACAACUUUGGUCUGGUAGAGGCUGUGUUUGAAUGGGCAAGAGGAAUGCCUUUCUCUGAAAUAACCAACUUGACAGAUGUGCAGGAAGGUAGGAGAAACCUGCCAACAUAACUCAGGUUACGAAACGGAGGACUAACGAUUUUUUAGCCUCCUGUUACUUAACGCUCUGCGGAAUUCUUACACCAACUGAUUGUUAGGACUUUUUUCUCUUGACAUGCAAUUCAUACGUUGUGGUUUUCAGUAAUUCUUUUUCACGACCAAAAAAAGAUAUUGCAGGUGAAGUGUCAGAGGGGUUCCUUACUUUGAAUUGAGAUGGGUUAGAGAAAGAUGUUGAACACUUGUUACGAGCAUUAGAGUAACACGUGAGGAUUCGAACUGCAAAUCUAUCGAUUUUUUGGACUGAACUACAGUUCUGAACUGAGUUUCACCAAGCUGAGAUACUUCACUUAAACAUGGACUUCUUUCUUUUUCUUUAUUCAGGGAUCAUUGUUCGAUGCAUUCAGCGAUUAGAUGAGACGUGUCGUGAUGUUAGAAAUGCCGCUCGCAUCAUUGGAGAUCCAAAGCUUGGAGAGAAGAUGGAGGAAGCGUCCGCUAUGAUCAAAAGAGACAUCGUAUUCGCCGCAAGUCUGUACACGCAAUGA
Messenger RNA from Pocillopora meandrina, 14764 nucleotides. The record is from the annotation of a GenBank genome assembly. NCBI's taxonomy places the organism in Eukaryota, Metazoa, Cnidaria, Anthozoa, Scleractinia, Pocilloporidae.